This is a messenger RNA of Lottia gigantea (owl limpet), 1782 nucleotides long. RefSeq lists its product as hypothetical. The transcript is spliced from 15 exons. NCBI's taxonomy places the organism in Eukaryota, Metazoa, Mollusca, Gastropoda, Lottiidae. The record is from RefSeq and is a predicted model, not a curated record. Gene Ontology annotation, molecular function: protein binding. Bases 1 to 1782 code for a protein of 593 amino acids.
AUGACUAGUUAUUAUUUAGAAGAAUUAACUGAUGAUGAGUUACUAGGUGGUAGUGACACUGAAUCAGGGCGUAAAAAGACUUGUCGUCCCAAGCUUCGAGAUAGAAAAAAGAAUUCUCAAGAGUCACCAGAAUCAGCUGUACGACCUCGUUCUGGUUCUGGUAGAUCGCUAACUGAUCAGGAAAUAUUAGAAUCUGUUAUGAUAUUAGAUCUAGAUACAGGCAAUCAAAUACCAUUGAGUGUGGCUGAAGAAAACAUACCCUCAACAUUAAACCCAUUAGCAUUACAUAUCUUACAAAGAACACAAGAGAUGGGAAAAGAUGAUAUAGGUACCGAUGAAGAAGAUACUAGAUCAGAGAAAGGUACCCUUGGUACAUCAGGACUUAAAGCCAAAGAAAAGGCUAAAAAGUUAAAGAAGUUUUUAGGAAGAAAAAUGGGUAGAACAGUGAAGAAAGUUAAGAAUGUUGCAGAUAAUGUAUUACAUACAGAAGAAGAAAGUGUAGAAAAAGAAGUAUCAUUUGAUGGUAAAAUGUUUAAAAUCAAAUCAUCUGGUAAUAAUAAAGGGCCAUAUGAUUUUGCUCAGUUACAAAUGUUACAAGAUAUGAGUGGUGAACAUGUUGGUGCUAUCUGGACAAUGAAAUUUUCACAUUGUGGGAGAUUAUUGGCAACAGGUGGACAAGAUGGUGUUUUGCGAAUUUGGGUUUUAAAAUCAGCCUAUUCACAUUUUGAUGAUUUACGACAAAAAUAUUCAGAUGUGAAAGUUUCUCCAGCACAAUCACAUGAAAGUUUGAAUUCUAUUUCAUCAGAAAAUAUUUAUGUUAAUUUUAAUUUUCAGGGAGCCAGUUUAAAUGAAGAAGAAGAUCUCAAAGCGCCAUUUAAAAAGAAACCAUUUUUCUCAUAUAGUGGUCAUUUAGCAGAUCUAUUAGAUAUUUCUUGGUCUAAAAAUUAUUUUAUAUUAUCUUCAUCAAUGGAUAAAACUGUAAGAUUAUGGCAUAUAUCAAGACGAGAAUGUUUAUGUACUUUUCAACAUAUAGAUUUUGUUACUGCUAUAGUCUUUCACCCAAAGGAUGAUCGUUAUUUUUUAAGUGGUAGUUUAGAUGGUAAAUUAAGAUUAUGGAAUAUACCUGAUAAGAAAGUUACUCUAUGGAGUGAAGUACGGGGGUCCAGUAAUUUAAUAACUACAGCUAAUUUCUGUCAGAAUGGUAAAUAUGCUGUAGUUGGUACUUAUGAUGGAAAAUGUAUAUUCUAUAAUACAGAGCAAUUAAAGUAUUUUACUCAGAUCCAUGUACGCUCAACGCGUGGUAAAAAUGCUAAAGGACGAAAGAUAACUGGAAUUGAACCAUUACAUUCUGAAGAUAAGUUAUUAGUUACGUCCAAUGAUUCUCGUAUUAGAAUGUAUGAUUUAAGAGAUUUAACACUAUCAUGUAAAUAUAAAGGCAGUACCAAUCAGAGUAGUCAAAUUAAAGCUAAUCUAAGUGCAAAUGAGAAGUAUAUGGUCUGUGGAUCAGAAGAUCAUUUUCUGUAUAUAUGGAAAGUGCACCAUGACUACAAUAAAUUUUCUUCUGUUAGAAGAGAUAGGAACGAUUUCUGGGAAGCCAUUAAAGUUCACAAUGCUGUAGUAACAGCCGCUAUUUUUGCACCAAACCCAUCACUAUUUUAUAAAACUGAGGAGAAAUCCGAGCAACAGGGGGCAGCACAAACUAGUGACGAACACGGACAAAUUAUUAUUUCUGCUGAUUUUACUGGAGUUAUUAAAGUUAUUGCCAAUAAACCAAAGAGCUGA